AAAAAUGACCCUUAAGUUUAUCAGAUAACUUUCGUGUUUAAAGACUAGAUUAUGCGGUGUAUUUGUAUUCCACAGUUUCCUGUGAGAAAUGUGAUCCUGUUUCUUCACUUGGUAUUGGUUGCCCUGAAGGAAGAUGACAGGAUUGUUGGAGGAUAUGAGUGUCAAAAAAACUCUGCACCCUACCAAGUGUCUCUCUUCUCGGGGUACAACUACUGUGGUGGGAUUCUUCUGUCUGAGGAGUGGGUGCUCUCUGCUGCACACUGCAAAUCAAAGUCAGAUCUAGAAAUUCGCCUGGGCGAGCAUGACAUCUGGGAACCUGAGGGGACUGAACAGCACAUCAUGUCUUCCAAGUUUAUCCAACACCCUAACUACAACCCCCGCUCACAAGACAGCGAUAUCAUGCUGAUCAAGCUGAGUCAACCUGCCACUCUGAACAGCUACGUCAGCCCGGCUAGACUUCCUUCAAGAUGUGCCAGUGAUGGAACAAUCUGCCGGAUCUCUGGAUGGGGAAAUAUUCGUCCCAGUGACGAAGGCUCUAAGUUCCCUCAUAAGCUGCAGUGCCUUGAGGUCCCUCUUCUGAGUGAUGACACAUGCUUUAACUCAUACCCUUUCCAAAUCACUGAGAACAUGGUCUGUGCUGGCUACCUGGAGGGAGGGAAAGAUUCCUGUCAGGGUGACUCCGGGGGUCCCAUGGUGUGUGACGGAGAGCUGCAGGGAGUCGUGUCUUGGGGUAAGGGCUGCGCUCAGAGAAACAAGCCUGGGGUUUACACAAAAGUCUGCAACUACAUCUCCUGGAUCAAGAACACCAUGGCAUCUGGUUGAGAGGGAAGGACGUCAAACAACUCACAUUUAAUCUGGCAUCAACAGCAAAGUCCACCUGAUGGUGAUCUAUCUGUACAGUGUCAUUUUUACAUGUAAUAAAGAGUUAUUAAACAUAAGUGACAAGUUACUUAAAGAAAGAAAAUACUGUGUGAGGAGAAACAAAUCAGACUGCCUCCUAAAGUUUCCCCACGCACACAGUUGAAGCUACAAGAAGUUAAAGCUCAAAUAAUACUGACAGACAGGUGUUGUGCUUCUUGUCUCAUUGGUUGGUUCUAUAAUUCAAAGCUUUGUUUAGCGUAGAUGCAUAUGAAAAUGUCAAGGAUUUAACAAUCUAACGAAUCUAGUUGCCUCCUUUGUCUCAGAGCGGGCCCUGACUCAGGCUGACCUAACAGUGAGUGUGCAGAUGAGGUUUUUUUUUCCUCAAAGAUCGCAGAGCAGCUGUGAAACAAACCUGACAUUUACAGCCAGCGAACAGUAAAUCAAGAAGGCAAAAAACACUGCUACACCGCUCUCUGUGGGCUGAAAGUGUAAAGCAUGUUGCACACUCCAUGAUCACCGAUUGUAGAUCACUGCUGCCCUUAGACAGCGGGCGGACCAGAAUCAUUUUUAGAUCUAGUUCAUUUAAACAAUUACAAUAGAAAGUCUGUGAUUGUAACAGGAAGAACUGUGAGGUUCUUCUUUUUAUUAUUAAACUGAAAAUAAAGGGUUGCCAUGAUCUAAAAAUUCAUAAAAAAGGCAUCAGGUGC
This is a messenger RNA of Notolabrus celidotus (New Zealand spotty), 1568 nucleotides long. Its product is annotated as trypsin-3-like. Bases 52 to 822 code for a protein of 256 amino acids. Gene Ontology annotation, molecular function: serine-type endopeptidase activity. Gene Ontology annotation, biological process: proteolysis. The record is from RefSeq and is a predicted model, not a curated record. NCBI's taxonomy places the organism in Eukaryota, Metazoa, Chordata, Actinopteri, Labriformes, Labridae. The transcript has 5 exons.